Molecule: messenger RNA, 513 nt
Organism: Durusdinium trenchii
Lineage: Eukaryota; Dinophyceae; Suessiales; Symbiodiniaceae
Source: the annotation of a GenBank genome assembly
AUGUGGGUCUACUGCGUGGAGGGUCGGAGCAUGACUCCCACCCUGAACCCGCAGGAGUCGUUGGUGGAUCGAUGCUUUCGAGACUAUGUGCUGGUGCACCGGAAUGCCGAGCUGCGGAAGGGCGACAUCGUGUUGCUUCGGGCCCGGGCGGUCGAGUUGAGCUCACAUCGGGAUCCAGGCACCAAUGAGCUCAUCGUGAAGCGACUCGUGGCCCAAGAACGUGAGGUCGUCUCCGCGCACUCGGGACGCCUCUUCGUGCCCGAGGGUCAUUGCUGGGUGGAGGGUGACAAUGGGCGCUUGAGCGUCGACUCGCGCUCCUUCGGUGCGGUGCCCUCUGGACUGCUGGAAGGCUUGGUCCUCUCAGUGGCCGCAUGGCAGCAAGGGGACGAAACGCCGGAAACGCCGUUGGCCGUUGAGCGGCUCCUGUCGUGGUGGGGAAAAGCAAAUGUUUCGGAUGACAUGAGAAAUUGGGAUCAAACAUGGACUGCUGUGAAGCCCUUCAUACCUGUGUGA